GCCGACCGCACCGCCGCGGCCGAGAUCAUGGAGGUGGACUCUCGAGAAGAUGCCGCUCUUAUGUCCGAGGCGGCGGCAGGGAUCACGAAGGGUGAACAAAGGGAAGAUGUCGGGACCACGAUGGCCUUGAAGCCUCCUUUGCCAGAGGUGGGGAACACGUCCGCAGGCAAAGAGCCCAUCAUAGCCAUCUCUGUCGAAAUGGGGGAUACAUCACAAGGUGGACAUGUGUCAUUCGACAAGCCGUCGGAUGCGGGCGCCACAUACGGGAGUCACCUCGCGACAGGUGCGGCAAUGGCAGGCAGAUCAGAGAUGGAGUCGGAGUCCGCUGUUGGAAUGAAUGUCACGGGAAUGUCGUUGCAUCCGCCCUCAUGCACUAGCAAAGGUGAUGCACACUGUGCAACAACACCACAAGGAGGGGCCGCAGGGGAUGACGAGGAUGGGGGGAAUGCAGAGGGGUCUCAACGUUCUCGCAAUAUUGAGGACAUGACCACGGACGAUGAGGAUGGGGCAGAAGGUGGAAAGGGCGUGAUCGAUCCAACACAUGUAGAAAAUGAGGGGUGAAACAGGGAAUGAACUCGAGGGAAAUCC
Chara braunii is the source of this 588-nucleotide messenger RNA. The record is from the annotation of a GenBank genome assembly. Lineage: Eukaryota; Viridiplantae; Streptophyta; Charophyceae; Charales; Characeae.